AUGCCAGCAGAAGAAGUAGUCCAGAUUGGCAAGAAUCAUGUAUUCUCGUCCGGGCGGAGCUCUACACGCUACUUCAAAGACGGGUAUUUCGAUUACAACUUUGAGAAAUUCCUGGGCCUGGCUACUUACUCGGGGGCUGAAAUAGCCGAGUGCUUCGAAACGGCCGCACGGAUCACGGACGGUGACCCGCAAAGCUGGAUCGAGGCAUGGACAAGCACCGCGCGCCGCGUCGAGGCUUACGCGGAGAACGCUAUCAAGGGCGGCCAUAAGGUCAGUGCCAGGGAAGCCUGGCUUCGAGCCACGACUUACUACCAGGCCGCUUUCUUCUUUGUCCCGGAUAAGGAUCCUAGAAAAGCGGAGCUUUAUUGGAAGCACACAGGCUGCUUCCAAUCGGCGGGAAAGCUAUUCGACCCGCCAUACGAGCCGCUCGCCAUUCCGUAUGAGGGAAAGACUCUCUUUGGAUACUUCUUGCGCUGCGACGACAAGCCGCGGCCCACGGUGCUCAUCCAGAUGGGCGCGGACGGCAGCUCGGAGCAAAUCUACUUCUCUGGAGGCGGCGCGGCUGCCCUUCGUCGCGGGUACAACGCGCUCAUCUUCGAAGGACCUGGUCAGACGGGUACGUUCAUGCGUGACCGCAGCCUCAACUAUCGCUAUGACUGGGAGGUGCCUGUCGCUGCGGUGGUGGACUAUGCCUUGACCAGACCAGAGGUCGAUCCAAAGCGGAUCGCUUUGAUCGCAUACAGCAUGGGAGGCUAUUUCGGACCUCGCGCUGUCGCCUUUGAGAAGCGCAUUGCAGCCUGCAUUGCCAGCGGCUUGGUCCCGUCCAUGCCCGCCCUGGCCGGAGACCGGAUUAAAGCGAUUAGAAAUACCAAGAAUGGCAAGUACAACCAUGCCGCCAGGUAUGCCCUGUUUGAGCACAUGCCGAAGUACGGCUUCAACAAUGGCCUCCAAGAUCUUGACAAGCUCGAGGCCAUUUGGGAGAAGUUUACUCUCUACGGCCUGGAAGAUAAAAUCACCUGUCCGCUCCUGGUCGUGCAGGCGGCCGCCGAAGGGGAACACCAAACGAAAAUCGCAAAGGAGUUCUUUGACAAACUAUCUAACCCCAAAAACAAGUUCCGCCUCACCACCGAGGACGACGCGGCCGAGAUGCACUGCCAAAAGGGGAAUGCGAUGCUGCUGCAUGCCAUCGAGUUUGACUGGCUGGACGAUGUGAUGGGCGGACCUGAAGACUGA
This is a messenger RNA of Fonsecaea multimorphosa CBS 102226, 1233 nucleotides long. RefSeq lists its product as uncharacterized. The coding region runs from base 1 to 1233 and encodes 410 amino acids. The record is from RefSeq and is a predicted model, not a curated record. The transcript has a single exon. Lineage: Eukaryota; Fungi; Ascomycota; Eurotiomycetes; Chaetothyriales; Herpotrichiellaceae.